Aspergillus niger is the source of this 1899-nucleotide messenger RNA. RefSeq lists its product as uncharacterized. NCBI's taxonomy places the organism in Eukaryota, Fungi, Ascomycota, Eurotiomycetes, Eurotiales, Aspergillaceae. Gene Ontology annotation, cellular component: GPI-anchor transamidase complex; membrane. Bases 1 to 1899 code for a protein of 632 amino acids. The record is from RefSeq and is a predicted model, not a curated record. Gene Ontology annotation, biological process: attachment of GPI anchor to protein. The transcript is spliced from 7 exons.
AUGGCCUUGAAAUCUGCGAUCCGCAAAGUGCGGAGUAAUCCUCACUUCCUCUUCGUGCACCUACCGCACAUCCUCUCUUUUAUCUGCAUCGUCGCCGGCGUUAUAUGGCUCCUCCUUCUCCCUCUCAACGAUUACUCCCGACAGACCUACAUCUCCGAGAACGCGCUCCUGCCGGGUCAAGUCCACGCAUAUUUCUCCGGUAGCGAGCAGCACAUCUUCCGCGGGUACAAGAAAGAGCUAGAGGGGGUGCUUGAAGGACAGACUGGCGAGGGACAGGAAGCGUGGAACGAUGCCUUUACUCCUGCGGUGUCGGAUAAGAUUCAAUCGAUUCUGAAAGCUACCGGUCUCAAAGUUGCUACGCAGAACUACGAAUACACGUCGUCAGGGAUCACGCAUCAGGGUCAGAAUGUCUACGCUAUCAUUCAGGCGCCGCGUGGAGAUGCCACCGAAGCUAUUGUGCUCGUGGCGGCUUGGAAGACGGUGGAGGAUGAGCUGAAUCUAAAUGGUGUUACGCUUGCGCUGACGCUGGCGAGAUACUUUAAGCGGUGGUCGCUGUGGUCGAAGGAUAUCAUCUUCUUAUUCCCGCCGGACAGUAAGGCAGGUACUCAGGCGUGGAUUGACGCAUACCAUGAUAUGCAGCCGGCGUUUGUGCAACCCCUUCCCUUAAAGAGCGGUGCUUUGCAGGGAGGUUUGGUGGUCGAAUAUCCGUUUGACCAUCGGUUCGAGUCCCUGCAUAUUCUCUACGACGGCGUCAAUGGCCAGUUGCCCAAUUUGGAUCUGUUUAACACGGCUAUAUCCAUUACCGGUGGGCAGAUGGGCAUUGGGACCAAUCUGCAAGAGAUGUGGGAUCACGAUGAUAGUUACGAGAUGCGGUUGCAGACCAUCAUGAGAGGAAUGGUGAAGCAGGGCUUUGGCUAUGCCACGGGUCCUCACAGCAGUUUCAUGCCGUAUCACAUUGAUGCUAUCACUCUCCAGACGAAGGGCGAGGGCUGGCAGGAUGAGAUGGCGCUGGGCCGCACAGUCGAGAGUCUUUGCCGCAGUCUGAAUAACCUCCUCGAGCAUCUGCACCAGAGUUUCUUCUUCUACCUUCUCAUGCAGACCAAUCGGUUCGUCAGCAUUGGUACAUACCUCCCCAGCGCGAUGCUGAUUGCCGGUAACUUCACCAUCAUGGCAAUCGCCCUCUGGCUCCGGACAGGCUAUUACCCUGGCUCCCAGCAAGCCUCAAAGUCCACUAAUGAACCAGUUGCAACUACAACUACUGAGAAGCGCGACGACAAGCAAGCACCACCCGCGAAACCAGACACCAGCAACAACAUCAUAGAACGUCAACUGGCCCUCCCACUCACCCUAGUCGUCGGCCUCCACCUCCUCGGUUUAAUUCCCCUCUACAUCUUCAACAACAUCCCCCACCAGUACUACGAAACAGCAACCUACACCAGCAUCCUCGCAAACCUCAUCCUUCCCCUUCUCCUAUCCGCCACCCUAUCGCACACCCUAACCCCCCACCCACAACAAUACCACCUCAUCAAAUCCUUCUCUCUCCUCAUCCUAGGCCUCUUCCUCUCCACCCUCGCAACCCUCAACUUCUCCCUCUCCUUCAUGGUCGGCCUCCUCUGCGCCCCUCUAAGCUUCAUCCAUCGCAUCAACCCGCAAUCCACCUCCCGUCCCCUCAGAUACAUCCUCAGUACGCUGGCUCUGGCGCUACUGAAUGUGCUCUCCCCACCUGUUGUUCUGCUCGCGGCGUGCUGGUACUUCGGGGCUGAUGUCGAGACGGUCUUGACGCAGGCCGCUUUCGGAUGGGAUGUUUGGGGCGUGUGGACGCAGGUCGUUGUUUGGCUGAAUUAUAUUAUAUCAGGCGUUUUUGUCGGAAUUACUUGUUCGUACAUACAUGCAUGGUAA